This is a messenger RNA of Papilio machaon (common yellow swallowtail), 1403 nucleotides long. RefSeq lists its product as uncharacterized. The transcript is spliced from 3 exons. Lineage: Eukaryota; Metazoa; Arthropoda; Insecta; Lepidoptera; Papilionidae. The record is from RefSeq and is a predicted model, not a curated record. Gene Ontology annotation, molecular function: DNA-binding transcription factor activity, RNA polymerase II-specific; transcription cis-regulatory region binding; zinc ion binding. Gene Ontology annotation, cellular component: nucleus. Gene Ontology annotation, biological process: regulation of transcription by RNA polymerase II. Bases 123 to 1205 code for a protein of 360 amino acids.
GGCAACACUAUUAUCAGCCUGUCAAUUAACAAAUACAAAAAAUAUUGAUUCUCCGAAACUCCUUAUCAUUUUGAUGUGGUGUUUAUUUUUAUUUUCACCUAACAAAUGAUAUUAAUUAAAGAAUGACCGAGUUAAAUGAACUAAAUAUGGACCCUACUCAAGUUUGUCGUGGGUGUUUGAACGCAAGCGGAGAAAUGAAAAAUAUGAUUGAAUAUGGUCUUUUAGAGGAUUUCUAUAAGUUUAGUGAAGUCAAGGUGGAUAAACCAGACAUGUUGUCAGGUUUCCUGUGUUCAUCCUGUGAGGAGGCACUGAUGGAGUGCCGUGUAUUUAGAUUGCUCUGUCAACAGACUGAUAACAUUCUAAAGAAUGCUAUGAAGGUGAUUAAAAUGUUAUUUACAAUACAUUUUUCAGGUAGAAAAUUUCUAAAUCAACACUAUAAUAAUGUUCAUAAAGCGAAAAAUAUUAAUUGUGGUACAUGUGGUUUAUCUUUUCCGACUCAAACAGCUUUUGAAAGACAUUUACAUACAUGUAAUUACACAUAUGAGUGUACGAAUUGUCACCAAGUGUAUAAAACUAAUGAAAGACUACUCGUUCAUUUAAUGAGGAAACAUCCGAUAUUACAUCAGCAAUAUAAAAAUGAAAGGAAAGCUGAAAAGAGGAAAUUGAAAAUUGAAUCAAAGCCGGAAAUUGAAUACUUUUGUGACAGCCCAAAAAGAUCAUUUGCAACGCAAACUUUGAGACCUGAAGAUAAUAUAAAGAAUGAUAUCACAUUACCAUCUUGGCCGGAGAAAUCUGAUGAUACAAAAACAGAUGAGAUAUCAACGCAAACUGUAUUCGAAGAUUUGCUCUCAUUAAAAUCUCAAGCCAGCGAAGAUGAUCCUAUAUAUUUUUCUGAAUCUGUAUCCGAUAUACAAACGCAAACAUUUUCAAAAGAAUUCGGUUUGAAUAAAUCAAAUAAAGAGACAAUAACUUCAGAAACGCAAUCACCGGAUCUAAGUAUAAAAGAAACUCAGACUUGUCUCUGUCUUUAUGACUCUCCGAAGUUCAAUUGCAAGUUGUUUGAAAGUGUAUCAUCAAGUCCUGUUAUGAAUUUGACGUCGACAGAGACGCAGACAGCUGAUUUUGGAUCUAUUGAUGCGUUUUUAGGUUUCAAUACAGCUGAAACGCAGACUAGCUUUGAUGAGAUUUUGAAUAGCGAUUUGUGACGUUGGUUUUAAUUUUUUUUUUUGGAUGGUUAAUAUCGCUGAAAUGGCGAUGUAACAGUAGCUUCGAAUAGAUGGACAUUUUUAAAAAAUACAAUCCUUUAACAUUAUAAAUGUGAAAGUAACUCUGUUUGUAUGUGUCGCUUUCACGACAAAAUUACUGAACCGAUUUAAAUGAAAUUUGGUACACAGAUAGUCUAG